AACUCUUUUAGCUUAACCACCAAAUUCUGAUCAGUUGCUUUUAGAGUCAGAUUGCAAGUGGUUGUAUUUGCUGUUGUUCCACAGAAAGCAUUGCUAAGGGCAUAACGAAAAUCAAACAGCAACAUUUUCAAUCAUGGCAUAUGGAGCCACAUUAAUUCUGAGCUUCUGCAUCCUUCUGAUGCAGUUGUUGCAGCUGGAUUGUCAUCCACCUCCUCUAGAUCCAGAAGUCAGAGCACACUUGGAAGCCAAGGUUAUGUCAUCCAUGUCUCUGAAAGAGCUGGAGGAAAUGGUCGAGAAAGAUGAAAGAGUUUUGAAUGUUCCUAAGUCCAAAUUCGUCAUUGUUCCAAAACCAAAACACAGUGAUGGAGAAUAUGGGCCCGAAGACUUCGAUCGUAAAGCCUACAUCAUCCAAAGGAAAUCCAAGAAAUACCCAAAGAAGGCAACAAGUGAACGAAUCGGAUAUGGAUUCCCAGAAAAAGCUGAAGACAUUUAUGGAAGGUCAUCAUAUGAACCUAAACUUUUCUUCGAAAGUGCUUUCAAGUACGAUGAGCAAUUUCCUUCCCUUUUUGGAAUUGCUGAUUUGGAAUCAGCAGGUUCAAGCCCAGUGAAGCAAUUCUACGAAUCUAUAGUAGAAAAGGUAGUACACGAGAAUAAGAAUCAAUAUGGUAAAGAUCCAUUUGCAUUUCUAGAGGCAGCUGCAAGUGAAGAUAUUCCUUUGUACACCCCACGUUUUAAUUACGAUGCUUAUUCAAAAGAUUCUACAGAAACCAAACUUAAAGGUAAACCCUACUGGAAAGAUGGUCCUGAGCGACGUGAAGAAGACGAUGUCGAUGAGAAAGGCUGCAGAACUAUUGUCAAAAAGAUAGUAGAUCCUGAAGAAAAGAAGAAAACUGGUAAAGCGGAAGCCAAAAGUGUCAUCAUUACUAAAGAGUGCGAAUAUCCAAAUGUGGAAGGACCUGAUGCAAAAAUACCAGAAAUGCCUUCUAAUCUUAGAAUGAGCUCAUCUCCACUCGAUUCUCAGCCAUCUAUUCAUUAUGACAGCGAAUUACCUUCUUAUGAAAGUUCAAGACCAGUCGAACUUGACGCUCCAAAAUCAAGCGAUCCACUCGAGCCAGACUAUAUCGACCGAAUGCUGGAAACCCACUUCAAGAGUUUUCCAACUUUUAGCAACCCAAUAACAUCAUUCAAAGGAUAUCAGGACCGGUUCAACCUUCGCACGCCAUCUGGCUUCAAAGACAUAAAACCAACAAUUGAUGUGCAUUCGUACGAAUACUCCCAUCCAAAAUCUGGCUUCGACAAAGAGAAUGAGAGGGAAUCUGAUUCCAGAAGUUUGAAAAAUGAAUCUCCCGUUACGUACGAGCGUCAACAGCAGUAUGAACAAGAAGAUAAUUCACCAAGGGAAGCAGAACCCAUUUAUAGAAAAUCCGGCUCACCCAAAGCUUAUGAGCAUCACUAUCAUUAUGACUAUCCCGAAAAAAAAGCACAACCAGAAAGUUAUGAUGACCAGAAGGAAUCUGAGGGAGAAUCUAAACAUUCAGAGAAGAAAGAUCCAAAAAUGAUGAAAAAAAGCUUUGCUUAUUAUCGAAAGGAUAACCCCAAACAGGAUCCCAAUGACCAGCAGUACGCUGAAGAAUACGCCCAAGGAAGCUUCAGAAGCUUUUCAUCCGACUACGACAGUGAAAGGGAUGGACCUAAAAAGGCUUGAUUGAUUUCAGAAGUACUGUCUAAUCGCCAGUCCCUUGUACCACAGCACCAGAUAUUGAUGUAGAAUCUUACACUCAUAUAUCUUAGAAAUAGUAAUAAGGAAAAACUCUUCAUCGAUCUUUUAGCCAUUCAUGACAAAUUAUAUAUAUUUUUUUUACAAUAUAGUCUUCUAAAAAUAUAUUUGAGAAAGCAUCCAUUUGUUUUCAUAUUGAUAAA
Messenger RNA from Argiope bruennichi, 1920 nucleotides. RefSeq lists its product as uncharacterized. The coding region runs from base 134 to 1705 and encodes 523 amino acids. The transcript is spliced from 3 exons. Lineage: Eukaryota; Metazoa; Arthropoda; Arachnida; Araneae; Araneidae. The record is from RefSeq and is a predicted model, not a curated record.